UCCACCCCACAGCGCAGCACGGGGUGCAAUAACUCCACCCACACACAUCCGCGUUGACAUGAACGUAUCCUGUGUCAAAGUUACCGGGGGUUGUUCACGCAAUUUGCUACGCGUCCUGCACCAGUUUCACGCCAUCCUUGCCCUCUCCAAAAAAAAUGCUUGCCCCGUCAAAACGCACGCGGCGUAAAGCCGCCGUGGUGGUUCUGCUGCUGAUCGCAAUUUUUCUGGUUGACAAACAAGUGGAUGGUUGCCCUGAUGUGAUGUACGAAUCAACGACUGGAAUUUGCUGUUUCAUGUGCAGUAAAGGGCAGUACAAGAUGUUUGAUUGCUCUUCUAACGAAGGGGAUUCAUUCUGCAGACAAUGUAGUCAUGGACACUACAUGGAUAAAGUCAACAAUGCGACAAAGUGCAACGAGUGCAGCCUCUGUGACGCCAACGAAGAAGUUGAUCAGCCGUGUAAUCUGAAACACAACGCCAUAUGCCGCUGCAGGGAGGGUUACUACCGCCAUGAUAUUUCAAAUCGUUGUGAGGAAACUGGGCAUGCAUAUGCUGGCAUAAUUGCCUCAGUGAUCGUGGUUAUGAUUUUGGCAGUGAGUCUUUUCAUUUGUAUUGUAAAGAGGAAAACAUCAAGGAGGACCAAUGCACAUUACAUAUUUGUUCAGAAUGAUGAUGCUCUUAAACGUUACAAUGAAUACUUAAAAGACAAGACAAUGUACAUAGCAGACUACAACUUAGGAAAAAAUAUACUCCUGGAAAACAGAUUCGUGUGUCCUUUGUUAUUCCCAAUUGAUCACGUUGGGUAUGACAAGGGGCAUUAUUUCAUGUCCAGGCAAACGAAACACACCCACACAUUAGAAAACAAACCAAUGCAUUAUCAACAAUUGUUUGACCAAAUUCUAGAGUCACCGCCUCGCCUAGUUGUGCUCACUGGUGAUCCCGGAAUUGGAAAAUCCACUCUGUGUCAAAAGAUUGUGUACGAUUUUGUUUCUGGAGAUUUGUUUAGUCACUCCUUUAAGCACAUUAUCUUCUUAAGAUUUAAGGAAAUCAAUCAUUUUACCGAUGAGAUUUCAUUCAGAGAACUUUUGGCAAAAAUUCAUUUGGGUAUAGAAACGUUUCCCGACCUCCCGACAGCAAAAGAUAUCAUUAUAGUAUUUGAUGGGUUGGAUGAAUUCAGAGAUCGUCUCGACUUUAACUUAUCCAGCAGUGAUCCAAAUAAAAAAAGUAAAGUUAAUGAAAUAAUUGCUGGUCUGAUAGAAGGAAAGUUGUUGAAAGGGGCUUCUAUUUUACUUACAACACGAAAGGUUUCGCUGGACCAAUUGGCUCCCGUUAAGGUCGACCAAUACGUUGAGAUUGUAGGAUUUCACGAAGAGGAAAUAAAAAAAUACUUGACAAAGAUGUUCCCGCAAGAUAACUUAGCAAGCGAUGUCUAUGAGAGAGUACAACAAUGUGAUCGCUUGUUCAAUUUCUGUUACAUCCCUGCCUUCUGCUGGAUAAUAGCUUCAACAUUCAAAUCAUGUUUGAACAUGGACAACAUUUUUCUCAAACUAUUUACGUCAAACACCACAACCGAACUAUUAUCAAAGUUUAUUUUUCUGCUACUUAAUCAUCACACAGGAAAACAAAUCGAUGUCAAUGAAUCCAUAUCGUCACUUGCUAAUAUAGCAUUGUGGGGACUUGAAAAAUACACUCAACAGUUUGAGAAAAAACAUUUGAAAGAAUUUAAUGUGAACCCACAAAAGCUGAACGAUACUUUUUUGCGUGAGAUAUUUAAACCUGAAGACGUUUUAAGAAAAACAAAUUACGUAUUUUUUCACGAGUCAAUACAAGAGUAUUUUGCUGCGUUGGCUUUUUAUCUGCCGGACCCAAAAAUAACAAUUUCAGAGUUCAUUAAAAGAACGGAGUCAUGUGAUGAUGGACAUUACGAUGUGGUUAAAUUGUUUUUGUGUGGCUUGGCAUCCGAAAAAUCAUUGGAAAACUUAGGUGACUACAUUGACACACCAGAUUUGACUCAUAAAAAAAUAUUAAUUGACUGGCUGAAAAAUGACAUCGGUCAGUACAAAUCUGACAAGAAAAAGAUCAUUCAUAUUUUGCAUUGUAUAUUUGAGUUACAAGACAUACAGGCCACACGUGAUAUUACAGAUGGUGUAGAAGAGAUUGACAUUUCAGAGGUGCAUAUUUCAUCAAUGGAUUGUAUUGCGCUCUCCAAUCUCUUGAAAAAUCUCAAGAAACCCAUAGACACACUCAAUCUGAGUAAAUGUCGCAUCAGCUUUUGUGAACUAAAAAGACUGGUGCCUGCUGUAAAGAACUGCAAAAGAUUGAUACUCCUAGGCAACCCACUUGGUGAUGACAAGUUGAAGUUUCUGGCCGAAGAGAUGGAGGAAUGUGGAAAUCUGGAGGUGUUAGAUUUGCAAUCUUGCCAGCUGACAAAUGAAUCAAUCUCUGCUCUCCAGAAGAUCGUUAUGGCCAACAGUAACUUAAAGACACUCAGGCUCUGCAAUAACGAAUUUGAUGCCAAAUUCAGGAAACUGUUUUUUCGAAUGGAGAUAAACAAGAAUGUGGAAGUAUUAUUAAGCGACGAUCCUCUCGAUCAAGCAAUCCAUAAAGUCUAAUUGGGCAUCCUCUGAAGGGCCAGGGCCUAAAACACCACCCAUUACAACAAACGCAUUAUCUGGCAUUGAUGGAGAACGGAGGGUGCCGGUUAUGAGUUAUACUUAUGGUUCAAAUUUUCCAAGUUCAUAAACCUUUUCAAGAAAGAAAUUAACGAAGACAUGAGCAAUAACUUCAGAGAUACUCAAGUCAGGAUGGACCAGACAUUCAGCAAGUUACAAUACAGCACAACGCGAUCACAAUUGUGGAUAGCAGAUGUUUGCAAGAGGCCGCCCACACCGCCAAUCGGCAGCAUCCUGAAACUUCCUUAAACAAUAGAUCUAUCGAGAAGAGCGUGGCAAAAUGCAAGAUGGAUAUUGUAUUUUUUUUAGAUACGUGAAGAUUUGAGAGAUGGUUAAGAGCACUGGAUAGUACGUGCCGGAAGUAUUUUUUGCUGUAUAUAUUAAAGGUAGUGUUAUUAACCGAGGUUUUUGUAACAGGUGACACAUUGUACAUAUUAGCAGCAUAUCUAAUUAUUAUUUACCUUUUCUAGAUAUGUAAAUACGGAUAACAUGGACCAUAUCAAUUGUUUUAAAUGAUUGGCUAGUGUAAUGCCAUAAUAAAGCAGUGCCUUUCAGCUGUGGCAGCAUCAGGACCUUAGCAGCAGUGGUGAAAGGUAAUCAUUUUUCAUUAAUCUCCACAGCCAAUAUUUCUGGAUGAAUGCCAACCAACACCAACGGAUAUCAUCAAUUAGUCUCCCACUGGUUAUCCUUUUGGGAGGAUUCUCACCAUUAUCAACGUUGGUUAUGUGCGGCGCGAAAUAAAGUUCAACAUGCCACUCUGUCAAUGUCCAUCAGACAUCACCCCCGAUCAAAUCUAGCUACGCGUCAUGUCAAAACCCACCCAGUUCUGAUUUCAUUUGAAAUCUCAAUAGAAUGUACACAUGGUAUGCAUGUAUUUUUGCAUUGGAAUAAAUUGUUCGAUUUUUAUGAGGAUUAAUGUGAUGGUGCUUCGAGUGGCAGAUGUACUGAAGGUACCGUGUCAGCAAAAAGAAAAACGUUGGAAAGAUAAAAUAUUUUAUUUCAAUUAUACCAGUAUUUAAAGUUAAAAUGUAAAGUUAUUUAAAAACCACCACAUUUGCAAUAUAUUAUAUGAAAACCAAUCCGUUUGGUUCCAACAUUAUAAUUGACAACUCCCAAUCCAUUUAAGUACAUGUCUAAAAAACUUAAAAUGUUUACGCAAUACUAAAAACACUGGCAGUUCGAAUAUAAUACCAAUGAAUGCACCGCAAAUACCUCCCUAUGUUAAGUACACCAAUAAAAAAAACACGGCAGAGCAUUCGCAAAACCGAGACAACCCAGCCGUGUAUCGAGACGCGUUUCCCACACUGCAGCUGUGAGAGUCGGAACUGGAGGGAAGUCUUCCCCGUAUGGCGAACCAUUUCAAGAUUAGCGUUCAGACUUUGAAAAAUAGGGUUUGCGGUAGAAGAGCAAAUUAGGUUUCGGCUAUCAUUUGAUUAGGACAAUUUGCACACAAGAUUCACACAAGUCUCAACUGCCUUUUCUUCAUGUUUUUACAGCCAAUGUUCAGUGGGCUUUCAAAGCGCAUUGCACAGGAAUCGUUAAUAUACAAAAGGGCUACUAUAAACUUAAGCUGUGUAUGGAGGCCCGGUACAAGAGUAGACUUCCGAAAACAUUCCGCAAUGUCUAGCUUUAAAAAAA
Petromyzon marinus (sea lamprey) is the source of this 4307-nucleotide messenger RNA. Its product is annotated as NACHT, LRR and PYD domains-containing protein 1 homolog. Lineage: Eukaryota; Metazoa; Chordata; Hyperoartia; Petromyzontiformes; Petromyzontidae. The record is from RefSeq and is a predicted model, not a curated record. Gene Ontology annotation, molecular function: protein binding. Gene Ontology annotation, cellular component: cytoplasm.